This is a messenger RNA of Paracoccidioides brasiliensis Pb18, 1650 nucleotides long. RefSeq lists its product as uncharacterized. The coding region runs from base 1 to 1650 and encodes 549 amino acids. The record is from RefSeq and is a predicted model, not a curated record. The transcript has a single exon.
AUGUCUCCCCGACUCCUGCAUCCCGAUGAGUAUGAGCUGGUUAGUCGCUCGUCCUUCGAUUCGAGAGGUAGCUUCGAUCUCGACGCCGCAGACUUCGAGUCGCAUCCUACAACCAGCCGAAGCUAUCUGCAUACCCCCCCCUCGCUGAUAUCGCGACUGCUCUCCUUCCUCCCUUUCGUCAGACGACAUCCCCCACGCGGCCGCACAAGGGAGGUUGCAUGGAAAAAGAGGAAUCACUCUGGGUUUCGCUGCCGCCUCUUCCCCCGCAGACUCUGUUUCAUUUCAUUUUCAUUUUCUGGACUAAUACUCGUCCUCGCGUUGCUUACCGCCCUACUCCGUCCGUCUUACACGUACCCUCCUGCUCAUUAUUAUACUCUCCGGCAAGCUGCUCUAAACACAAAGAGUCCAGGCGCCGGUAAUCCACGGAAUGAAAAGGUGUUCGUUGCUGCUAGUCUAUACGAUCGAGAUGGCGAGCUUGCACGGGGCAGGUGGGGGGAGAACGUUCUUCAGCUUAUCAGAUUACUAGGAAAUGAUAAUGUAUUCUUAAGUAUAUACGAGAAUGACAGUGGUCCCGAGGGUGAAACUGCACUGAAUGAGCUGGAGGGGAGAGUUGAAUGCAAGAAGUCGAUAGUGUACGAGGAGCACAUGGACAGGACAUCCUUGCCUCACAUCCGCCUUGUAGAUGGUUCAGAGCGCAUAAAGCGGGUUGCAUACCUAGCUGAGGUUCGAAACCGUGCACUCCUCCCACUCAACGACCCAGCAAACGGUCGGUUCGAUAAACUGCUAUACCUCAACGACAUCGUUUUCGAUCCCAUCGACGCUCUUCAGCUGCUAUUCUCCACCAAUGCGGACAAGGACGGUAAGGCGCGAUACCGUGCCGCUUGUGCCGUAGAUUUCAUUAACCCAUUCAAGUUCUACGAUACCUUUGCAACGAGGGAUCUUGAGGGAUAUUCGAUGGGAGUUCCUUUCUACCCAUGGUUUUCUAGUGCAGGCAAGGCUGAGAGCCGGCAUGACGUUCUCGAUCAAAAGGACGCCAUUCGAGUUAGAAGCUGCUGGGGCGGGAUGGUUGCAUUUGAUGCAAAGUUCUUCCAACGAAGGGAGACCCCGGAAGAAGAGCAAGGGGAGAGAAAGAAUAAACACAAGGCUGACAGACGGACUCCAACCUCCCUAGUUCCGCGCCGCUCUUCAGUUAUGAAAUUCCGCGCUGAGCCCGACACCUACUGGGACGCUUCGGAAUGCUGUCUCAUCCAUGCUGACAUCCAAAGGCCACCAUACGAAUUCAAGGAUGGCGAACCUGUUGAUACGGAGAUCUAUAUGAAUCCCUACGUUCGAGUUGCAUACGACACAAGGACUCUGUCGUGGCUUGGCGUCACUAAGAGAUUCGAAAGGCUGUAUUCCAUAGCCAACGCUGUAAUAAAUGCCGUGGCUGGUAUGCCCAAAUUCAAUCCGCGACGGGCAGAGAUAGCCGGGGAGGAAGUGGAAGAAAAAGUCUGGGUUCUCAAAGGUGCUGAUGGUGAGGGUUCUUAUGAAAUGAUUAAACGGAAGGCGGGAACUGGGGGUUUCUGUGGUCGUCGAGAUCUGCAGGUCAUGGUGUCCAAUCCCAAGAAGGGGGAGAAGAACUGGGAGACUGUCCCCGUCCCUUCUGGCUAG